AUCUGACGGGAAGUCGUCACCAGCGCGCGGGGGUACGUCACUUUACUCCAACGCGGAAGCGAUCGUCAUCGUAAAAAAGCUGUGAGUUGGAAGCGCUGUGUGAUUCUUCUAAAAACAUUUCGGCGAUUUAUCGAGUGAAACAGCGAGCGGUGCAAAGAGUUUGAAUGAGCCGAGCGGUUUGUGUUCGGAGCGGCUGUUUUCUGGACGACGCGUGACUGAGACCAUAAAAUAAAAAUGUCGUGGAUAAAAGAAGAUGAAUUAAACCUGCUUGAAAAGAUUUCAGCCAAUAUCCUGAAGGCUGGACCCAUGCCCAAACACGUGGCCUUCAUCAUGGACGGUAACCGUCGCUUUGCGCGUAAGAAACACAUGGAGCGCCAGGAAGGGCACAUGCAGGGCUUCAACAAGCUGGCAGAGACAUUACGCUGGUGUAAGCACCUAAACAUCCAAGAGGUCACAGUGUACGCCUUCAGCAUUGAGAACUUCAAGCGCACCAAAGACGAGGUGGACGGGCUGAUGGAGCUUGCCAAGCAGAAGUUUUUGAAGCUGUUGGAUGAACGAGAGAAUCUGGAGAAGCACGGUGUGUGUGUCCGGGUGUUGGGAGACUUAGAAAUGCUGCCACUUGAUCUCCAAGAACUUAUUGCCAAAGCUGUGAUCACAACCAAGUCCCACAAUAAAUGUUUCCUCAACGUGUGUUUUGCCUAUACGUCAAGAUACGAAAUCACCAACGCGGUGAGAGAAAUGGCUUGGGGAGUUGAGAAAGGCCUCAUCAAAGCAAGUGACGUUUCAGAGGCGUUGCUAAGUGAGUGUUUGUACAGCAAUAAUUCUCCCAAUCCUGAUCUGCUUAUUCGCACCUCCGGAGAGGUACGCCUUAGCGACUUUCUUCUGUGGCAGACUUCCCACUCCUGUCUAGUGUUUCAGUCAGUUCUGUGGCCGGAGUACUCAUUCUGGAACCUGUGUGAAGCCGUUCUCCAAUAUCAGUUAAAUUACAAAUCCAUUCAGAAAGCGAGAGACCUCCAUCAAGAGCAUCAGGCCUUACUGCAACUCGAGGCGGAUCGUGCCUGUGUAGCAGAGCACCUGCAGCAUCAUGGGAACGGAAAGCCUGCCGACGCCCAGAGAAGACAAGAGGCACUGCUGCACUACACCACCUGCCGGGAAGAACGAAUUCAGGACUUCCUCGAAGCGCUGAAGCACAAGAGAGACUCUUAUUUUAGUGACUUAUGUAGCAAAGAUGUCUUGGCCUAAAAAAAAAAGAAAAAGGCUCAGUAGAACAAACCCCAUGUUGAAGUGGGGAUGAAACCUCUCCUGUGCUCUUCCCAAAAGGGCUUCUGUGGAACAGGGAAGAGUGAACGGAUUCAUUGGGUUACUGAUUUGUACAAAACGAGAAGGAUAUUUUACCCCUAUGGGGCUGUAGAAUAAUUGAUAUUUAUGAUUGUAGAUCAAUACAUGGAAAUGUCUGGUCAAGAUAUAGUUAAAUUGUUGUGAAAAUUGUCUGUCAAAUGCAUGCCAUCGGAAGAUCAGGUUAUAAGUGACAGCCAGGGAUGCUGUGUGUUGGAAAUGUUCUUGAAGCAGUCAUCGAGAUUAAUAUAAAUCAGUCCAGUUUUGCAGUUCUGUUGAGUCUUAAAGAAAGUGUUGUUUGUUGAGUAUGAUGUUAAUAACAUAACUAGAUUUUGACCAGCUUUCUUUAACAGAAUAAAGUGAUUACUGUAUGUCAGACAUGAUUAAA
Messenger RNA from Larimichthys crocea (large yellow croaker), 1723 nucleotides. RefSeq names its product dehydrodolichyl diphosphate synthase (gene dhdds). Gene Ontology annotation, biological process: polyprenol biosynthetic process. Gene Ontology annotation, cellular component: endoplasmic reticulum; dehydrodolichyl diphosphate synthase complex. Gene Ontology annotation, molecular function: ditrans,polycis-polyprenyl diphosphate synthase [(2E,6E)-farnesyl diphosphate specific] activity. Bases 235 to 1242 code for a protein of 335 amino acids. The record is from RefSeq and is a predicted model, not a curated record. Lineage: Eukaryota; Metazoa; Chordata; Actinopteri; Sciaenidae. The transcript is spliced from 9 exons.